AUGACAAUUACGUCAUGUGUCAAGAGUAGGGUGAAAUCCUUGAAAGACUUUUUAUUUGCUUCACUGGCAUUCCCUUUCGGAAUGGAUUACAGUAUACAGACUCCAGAAAUUUUAGCUGUUACGUACGUUUCUCAAACAGUUAUAAGAUAUUCUACGCUCGUUUCGUCCAUGUUUUGGAUAUUAUACUGCUUGGAACCAGACUUCGUUUAUCCUUUGGCUGAGAGAAAAAUUGUCCCUGUAGCGUUGAAUCAUAUUUGGCAUACCUUAGUAUUUAUUAGUCCUAUGCUCGAUGUACUACUUUAUGAGCAUAAAUAUCCUUCAAGGAUCUAUGGGCACUUUUGCUUAGCAACUUUUGCAUUACUCUAUAUUGGAUGCAUCUUUUGGAUAGCUCAUGUUGCUAAAGUAUGGAUAUACGGAGUAUUAGAGACUAUGUCUGCGCCAAUGGUCGUUGUUUUCUGUUUAGUGCUCGUUUUAGUAACGAUUCUAUUAUAUGAAUUUGGAUACUGGCUGGAACGAAGGAAGAAACGGGAAGAGGCUACUGAGUUUGAGCCUCAAGAGUCAAGAUAUGAUUUAAUUUGUUAUUGA
Messenger RNA from Trichoplax adhaerens, 585 nucleotides. RefSeq lists its product as uncharacterized. NCBI's taxonomy places the organism in Eukaryota, Metazoa, Placozoa, Uniplacotomia, Trichoplacea, Trichoplacidae. The record is from RefSeq and is a predicted model, not a curated record. Gene Ontology annotation, cellular component: endomembrane system; membrane. The coding region runs from base 1 to 585 and encodes 194 amino acids. The transcript has 7 exons.